Molecule: messenger RNA, 6155 nt
Organism: Pungitius pungitius (ninespine stickleback)
Lineage: Eukaryota; Metazoa; Chordata; Actinopteri; Perciformes; Gasterosteidae
Gene: gna11b
Product: guanine nucleotide binding protein (G protein), alpha 11b (Gq class)
Exons: 8
Coding region: 400-1608 (402 amino acids)
Biological process (GO): phospholipase C-activating dopamine receptor signaling pathway; adenylate cyclase-modulating G protein-coupled receptor signaling pathway; action potential
Cellular component (GO): heterotrimeric G-protein complex
Molecular function (GO): GTPase activity; guanyl nucleotide binding; G-protein beta/gamma-subunit complex binding
Source: RefSeq, a predicted model, not a curated record
GUUAAUGAUAUAAACGGGAAUUAAGUGGCUUAUCCACGGCAGUUGCAGUCAUUUUAACAUUAGCCGUAUUAAGGCAGAGCAUCUCGGGGAGGCCCCGCCGUCUCUCCACUCCCGCCCCUGUCCGAAUCUCCCGUGAUUUGCCGAGAACGCCCGGGUGAAGUCGCAGUUGUUUCUCGGCUGGGGGGACAACUUGACAGCGAGGCCCGUAGCUGGUCAACCCCUCCCCCAGUCCCGUCCGUCCAUCCAUCUAUCUAUCUACCCGACCGUCCGCCCGUCCGUCCGUCCAGCCCGACAGACCACCCUCCUCGCCCGAGAUCGAAGCGAGGUGACGGGGGAUUCGGGAUAAGCUGAAACUGUGCGUCUCGUCCCGUCUCAACCGGGCUGCCUAAACCAGAGGGGAUGACUCUGGAGUCCAUGAUGGCUUGCUGCCUGAGCGAGGAGGCGAAGGAGUCGAAACGAAUCAAUGCAGAAAUUGACAAACAACUCCGCCGAGACAAGCGCGACUCCAGGAGAGAGCUGAAAUUACUGCUUCUCGGUACUGGAGAAAGUGGCAAGAGCACCUUCAUCAAGCAGAUGAGGAUCAUUCAUGGAGCUGGGUACUCAGACGAAGACAAGAGAGGCUUUAUCCGACUUGUUUACCAAAACAUCUUCACCUCCAUGCAGGCCAUGAUCCGCGCCACUGAGACCCUCAAGAUCCCUUACAAAUUUGAACAGAAUCGGUCCAACGCCAUGCUUGUGAAGGAGGUGGACAUUGAGAAGAUCAACGGGUUUGACUUUCACUUCAUUGCAGCUAUCAAGAGCCUGUGGUCCGACCCGGGGAUCCAGGAGGCCUAUGACCGCCGCAGAGAGUACCAGCUCUCUGACUCCACUAAAUAUUACCUUAGCGAUAUAGACCGUGUGACUGCAGAGGGAUAUGUUCCCACCCAGCAGGAUGUGCUGCGGGUCCGUGUUCCCACCACGGGUAUAAUAGAGUACCCGUUUGACCUGGAGAACGUCAUCUUCAGUUAUCUUUCCGAUCUGGAUCGUAUUGCAGAUUCCGGCUAUCUUCCCACUCAGCAGGAUGUGCUCAGGGUGCGCAUCCCCACUACAGGAAUCAUAGAGUACCCAUUCGACUUGCAAAGCAUCAUUUUCAGGAUGGUGGAUGUCGGAGGCCAGAGAUCAGAGAGGAGGAAGUGGAUUCACUGCUUUGAGAAUGUCACCUCUAUUAUGUUCCUCGUGGCGCUGAGUGAGUACGACCAGGUCCUGGUGGAGUCCGACAACGAGAACCGCAUGGAGGAGAGUAAAGCUUUGUUCAGGACUAUCAUUACCUAUCCCUGGUUUCAAAACUCCUCCGUCAUCCUCUUCCUCAACAAGAAGGACCUGCUAGAGGAGAAGAUCUCCUACUCACAUUUGGUGGACUAUUUCCCAGAGUUUGAUGGUCCCCAGAGAGAUGCACAGGCAGCACGGGAGUUUAUCCUCAAGAUGUUUGUGGACUUAAACCCUGACAGCGAUAAGAUCAUCUACUCUCACUUUACAUGUGCCACGGACACUGAGAACAUCCGCUUUGUGUUUGCAGCUGUCAAAGACACCAUCCUACAGCUCAAUCUCAAAGAGUACAAUCUGGUGUGAGGGCCGGCACGCGGCGCCGGCGGCACAUCUCCUCUCCCCGUUGCACAAACGCACACCUCCUUUGGGGACCUGCGCUCGAGUUCACAUGCAUUACACAGCACACCACGUUGGCUUUCUCUCUCUCUCUCUCUCACACACACGCGCGCACACUAACCCAACCCUUCUAUAUUAUCUUUUUUUUUCCUCAGUACAGUACAUUCAGAGAUCCUCCCGCUGGCAAACGCUGCCCCUCUUUCACCAAAGCUCGCCCGCUUCCGCCGUCACUCUGCAGCUUGUCGCAGAGUGCCCGCUCCUCCCAAAGCCGGUUCCUUGCGUCAGCAUUGGCCUCUGCUGCCGGCUCUAGCACAUUUUUCAUCUGGCACACAAACCUUUCACAAGGACUGUACAGUGACUAAAGGGGACUUUGGUUUUAGUGUGUCUGUGUGAGAGAGAUAGUGUGUGUGGGAGGGGGUACAUACUUGUGUGUGUGCUUUUCGGGGAGCAUUAACUAGCGACAUCAAAGCCCCGUGUCCCUCCGGAGUGGACUCUCAGCUGUACUGUCCUUUUGUGAGCGCCUAUCGGUGUGGACGGAGGGGAAUGCUGUCUCUCCUGAAAACCACUAACAACUUGUCGGUGGCUUCUUGCAACAAAGUGACUUGGACAGAAAGCUUCACACCGGAGCGAAGAGGACGUGUGUCUGAGGAUUCUGUCUGCAUCGAGCAUCUAUGAAUGUACCCACCAGUGUGAGCAUCACAAUCGCAAAGAGAAAAAAGAUAGAUCAUAAAGUAAAUGCAUAAAUAAACACACCUUAGUUAAAAAGCUCGAGAGGGUCUCGCAUAGUUAAUCAAAAUCUGUUAAUUGCUGAGAUUUAAAAAUGUGUUUUUAAUGAUAGAAAUGUGUUGCGAUGUCUACUUCUUCUAUUUAAUGAAUAAUGGCUAAAGUAAUGGUGACAAUUGGUUAGAAAUCAAUGAAAACUUUUGAACUUUCCAAAACGACAUUGUAGAAAAAAGGCAACCAGAAUUUUUACUUGAUUAAAGUAUCUUUUUUUUUUCUUUUUAAGUUAAUCACAUGCUUCCCUCCUCGAUGUUUUCUAUAUGGAUUCACACGGACAGUUUUCCGUGUGACACCCCACACCUGUAUUACAAAACACUAGUAACGCUUGAGAGGACCCUGCUUUUGACACAGGCACUGCUCUGAUUGGUGGAAGCAGAUGUGGAGGGGAGCAUGACAUCAGUGUUUAUCAGCCUACGGAGCAUAUCUGCAGCUCGGGUUGCAAGUAGCUUAUUCAACAAAAUGAAACACGCCCACAGCCUGCAGUGUAAAUGGAAUCAUGCGGCAACAUCUCUGGCGUCACACCUGCGUCCCUCAGCCGUCCAAUCAGACACACUUGACGGUGACAGUCAUCAAUCGCAUCAGGAUGUUUCUGUUUACUUUUUUUUUUUUUCACUGUAUAGUCACUUUGUUUAUAUAUAGAUUGCUUGCUGUUGAGUGGGGAGAGGAAGGGGCUUAUGAACCUUACAAAGAAAACGCACUCAAGUCUGCAAACGUUGUUUGUGUAUAUUCGUUUGUAAAUACAUAUACACAAAACACUCCUGUACAAAAACUCUGUGGUACACCAUCUUUGGCAAAAAAGAGAAAAACAAUCCAAAAAAAAAAAUCAACUUUUGUUAGCAUAUAAUUUCUUUUCCCCAUGAAUUUUUGGUAGUAGUAGUAAUACUGUGAUUAUAGAUUAUUAUUUUUUUUAUUUUUUUUCACUCGACUAUUCAGAGCUGAGUGAUGGUGAGGAAACGCUUGGCAAGGAGCGAAAGUGGUUCCUCCCUACUACUGCGGCUGCUCCGCCCCCGGAGUACACUAACUAGGGCUCGUAAAACAAUCUUCACACUAUGGUGACAAGAUAAUCUUAAGAGUAAUUUUUUUUUUAAUUUAUCUAAUUUAUGGACCAGGUUUAAAGGUGUUGAUAAAUUGAUUGCUUUUGAGUCAUUUGAAGUGCUCCUUUUCUCAUGGUGGAGCCUACUUGAGUCUGAACUGCUGUAAAAAGGAAAAAAGGAAAAAAAGAAAAAAAAACUGAAUGUCUGGUAUAAUAAGGACUUUAUCUCUGCUUUCUAUUUCUUAUUGAGACAUUGCCAGUUGUACUUUGUCAUCCCAACUCCAUCCAUCCAUGAUGAUACUGUUUGGCUUUCUUUAGUAGCCUUCAUAUUUGUUUUGUUUCAAGAAAAAAAGAGAGAAACUUUUACUUCCUCUCAGUUUAUAGACGCAGCGCUGUAAUGCAUACUUAGAAAAAUGUACAGUACGAACGUAGGUGGACUUUUUUUAUCAAUGAUUGAAGACCCAUGCGGUCCAUGCUUGCCGUUUGUAAUUUAACACAGAAAUUCAGUUGUUGGUUUUUGCAUUGUCGAUUUCCAGUUUUUGAGGCUUGCUUUGAUAGUGCCAGUGAAGUGCAGAUAUACUUUUUUUUUUUUUUUUUGGUCAUUGACCCUUUCUACAGGUGACUUAUUUUUCAUCAUCAUUAAGGGCUAUCACAGUGCAUCAGACAGUGGGCAGUGGAGUACAGCACCACAUUGAACAAGUCAUCCACUACUACUCUGUUAAUAAAUGGAGAUCCCUUGCGCUUUGUGCUAGGCAGGGUGUAAAUGAAAGCAUAAGGUGUGUGUGUGCAGAGAGUUUUCCAACACUAAACGGUUCUUUCUGGUUAUUUUGCGUAUCUGACCCUUUGAUGAUUUAGGUGGACCCAGUAUCUGACUCCACCCUUUACUACUUUGUGUGCAUUUGGUAUCACAGUGUGACCUGUAAUACCUCUCAGUAUAGAAGCACUUAUCACUAAAUAGAUUACUACGAGGACGAGUAUUCCCCCCCGAAGUAUUUGACUUCAUGGCCGUGCUUGUGGCUUUGCAUGUUUUAACCCAUUAGCUCUUUCACUUUCUUGAUCAUGACUGUUUCUCAUUUUUUUUAACAAAUAUUUCCUACGUCGUGUGCAGAUUUUGGCUUCUGUUCAUUCUCUUCGGUACGAGUAGUAACCAGCAGAUAGUUAAACUGGAUUCUGAGAAAGUCCAAUCAACAGUUGGUACAAAGUCAAACACUCCCACAGUGUUACGGCCAUUACAUUAAAAUGAGCCUUUCCCAGUCGGUUUUCUCAACUGUUGCCACGCAACAUUUAGAACAAUUUUGAGGACUAAGUUUCACCUCCGUCAAACCCUUUAGAUUUCGGGGGGUUGAUCAGAAACAAAAGGCUGCCUAAAAAGACAGAAUCAAAGAUAAUUUUCAAAAAUGAGAAGCAGUGAUGUUACGGUUGGACACUACGUUAAUGGGGCUAAAAUGUAUAUUUCUAAACACGUGUGGUCUUUAACUGCCAUUUUUUUGUCUGCUGAAAUCUGCACUAACCUUAAGCAGAAGAAAGCUGAUAGCCAACCGUUCGGCGGCUGUCAUAAAGAGAUGCCAGUAUUUAAGUGGAACAAUAUACCAGUAUGGAUACCCAAGUAUUUAGCUCGGCUUACUUUAACAGUGACGAGUAAUGUUGUGUUUUCAAACUUGACACUACAACAGAGGCACGUGAUGAAGGGCUGUCUGAUAGUGUUGUUUUGGUAAUGUUGGCGUCCUGCAGUGUUUUUUUUGACACAUUUUAUCUCAACAUAUACUAUCUAGAGCUAAGGAAGCCAAGUCUGUACCAAACUUUGAUCUCCUUUUGAUUCUUUCAUCAAUGACUAGUGAAAGAUUGCAUUGUUUUCUUCACUACAACACUUUUUUUUUUUUUGGCCAUGAAUAAUGAAAGUUGGUGUUUUGGCCCUUUGCGGUUAUGGAAAAUGCUCUGACCUUUUGGGUUGACCGUGGUUGUGUGAGUUCCUGUCGGUGUGCAGUUGGUGCAUAUUCAAAACUUCUAUCUUGUUCCCUUUUUUUUGGUUUUUCAUUUACUGUAUCAAUAGAAAAAAUUACCAGAACUCUAUUAUUUAAGAACACUCUAUUUUAUUUUGUCCUCACUCCAAUGAAACCUGAAGGUCAAUUGUGUAGUGGUGUAUAAAAUAAAAUGUUUUUCUUUUAUUUUGUACGUAAACCAAAUGUAAAUGAUGUAUUAUACUGAGUGUGCCAUUCCCACUCUCUAGAGCAAGGCUCUCUAAGUGCCAACGCUGUGGUCAUCAUCAAAGGACCACCACCUGAGACGCCCCCCCCCCCCCCCCUCCCAAACCUCUUCUUUUUAAAUAACACACACCAGAGACUAAAAGGAUAGAUGGUUAAGUACACACAAAGACUUUAUUCUGCAUUUAAGAUUCAAGAUUAAAAAGAUAAUCUGUUUUUUAAGAAACUGUAAUUAUAAUUGCAUGUGCUGUUUAUUUUGUGUUGGAAGUGAAGAGAGUUUUCAUUGAAGCAGAACCCUUGAUGAAGGGGCUCAGUCAGUUGGUUAUUAUUGAUUAACAUAACUCUUGCCAUAUUUUUUUUAUGUGUUUCAUGUAUUUGUUUCAACCACUGUUGCCUGAUCCUCAUUCGAACAUGACUUAUGAUCAUUGCCGCCUUCUAAGAGAGAAACAUAAUGACAAGGUAUCCGUUUUAAAUUGAAAUAAAUUUGUUCCUAUACUUGC